This is a messenger RNA of Lacerta agilis (Sand lizard), 1643 nucleotides long. RefSeq names its product UEV and lactate/malate dehyrogenase domains (gene UEVLD). The coding region runs from base 58 to 1497 and encodes 479 amino acids. Gene Ontology annotation, biological process: protein modification process; endosome to lysosome transport; protein transport. The transcript has 12 exons. Gene Ontology annotation, molecular function: oxidoreductase activity, acting on the CH-OH group of donors, NAD or NADP as acceptor; ubiquitin binding. The record is from RefSeq and is a predicted model, not a curated record. NCBI's taxonomy places the organism in Eukaryota, Metazoa, Chordata, Lepidosauria, Squamata, Lacertidae. Gene Ontology annotation, cellular component: ESCRT I complex.
GGCGGGCCAGCAGCAGGAAGCGGCGCUUGGGCCUCCUCCUCGCGCGGGCCGCCGGCGAUGGAGUUCUCGGAGGAGCAGCUGAGGAAGUGGCUGAGCAAGUAUAAAUUCCGAGAUCUGACCAUAGAAGAACUGAAGAGCAUACAUGAGUCGUACCCAAACACCACAUUUGCCAUGAAUACUUACACUUUUAAGGAUGGUUCCCAGAAAGACCUUUUGAAUUGCAGUGGCACUGUUCCAGUGAAAUACCAGGGUAAUUUGUACAACAUUCCAAUUUUCCUAUGGAUUUUAGAUUCUCAUCCUUUUACUCCUCCAAUCUGCUUCUUAAAGCCCACUGCAAACAUGGGGAUUUCUGUAGGAAAGCAUGUAGAUGCCCGGGGAAGGAUAUACUUGCCCUAUCUACAAAACUGGAGUCAUCCGCAGUCCAUGAUCAUAGGGUUAUUAAAGGAAAUGAGCGCAAAAUUUGAAGAGGAGCUCCCUCUGUUCUCAUUAUCAUCUUCAGAUGCAGCCAGACAGUCAGAGCUGCUCUCUUACAUUGCAAAAAUCACUGAAGGUGAAGACAACAUUCAGUCCAAGGGAGAGGGAAAGAAAAAUGAUGGAGGAUUUAACAAAGUUACAGUGAUUGGAGCAGGUGAUCUGGGCCUUGCUUGUGCACUGGCUAUUUCAGCAAAGGGUGUUGCUGACAGAGUGGUUGUCUUGGACUGCUCAGAAGGUACCAUGAAAGGAGCAGCUAUGGACCUGGAAAUCUUUGCCUUGCCUAAUGUGGAAAUCAGCAGAGAUUUUUCCGCCUCAGCAGGCUCGAAGCUGGUGGUGCUAACAGUGAAUUCUUUAGGCAAUGCUCAGUCUUAUCUGGAUGUUGUACAGAGCAAUGUUGAACUGUUCAGAGGCAUCAUUCCUUCAGUAGCACAUUAUAGCCAACAAAGUGUACUGCUUGUGGCUUCUCAACCAGUGGAAAUAAUGACAUAUGUAUCAUGGAAGAUGAGUGGAUUUCCUAAAAGUCGGGUUAUCGGAAUUGGUUGUAAUCUAGACUCUGCAAGAUUCCAAUAUAUUAUUGCAAACCUAUUAAAAGCCCAAAUCAGAGGCAAAGAUAAUUGGAUUAUUGGUGAACAAGGGGAAAACAAAGUGGCAGCCUGGAGUGCUUCUAAUUCAGUGACAAGUCAUCAGGAUGAAGAUAUAGCAAAUCAAAAUGCCCAGCAUCUCUUAGCUAACAGGGCCAUGGAAGUUCUGAAAGGAAGAGGCCAAAAAUCCUGGUCUGUUGGUCUAUCAAUAGCUGAUCUGGCAGACAGUAUAUUGAAUGAUAAAAGGAAAGUACAUUCCAUAUCAACGAUGGUGAAGGGAUGUUACAAUAUAAACUCUGAAGUAUUUUUAAGUGUGCCUUGUGUGCUGGGAAUCAGUGGAGUGACUGAAGUCAUCAAACUGCUGGAUAAAGGUACUGUGGCACAGGAGCUUCAGUCCACAGCUGCCUCGAUUCAUGAUCUUCAACAGCAGCUGAAACUCUGAAUACCAGCUAGGCAUAACUUGGUCUCUGAGAUAUUUGAGAGUUGCAGAAAAGACACUAUUGCCUAGGUGGCUGCUAAAAAAAGAAUACCUCACAAUGUUGAAGCUUUGCUAAAUUUGGUGUAUAUUUAAUUAUAGGGCAUGCUAAA